AUGAACGAAGACUUCACCUAUCUCUUUGCAAUUGUUCGCAAUACGCUCCUGCGCCAACGCUCACACUGUGAAGGUGAGAGACGAGAAGAAGUGAAGGCAGAUUUAACGCUACCGCGACCAAUUAAGCUCUUUCCGCUCUUUUCUUACUGCCUGUCCUCACACCACCUCGCCCCAUCCUAUGCGACUUGCACUUCGGAAAGAGAUGGAUACCGAACAAACAGCGCUGAUCCCAGUUCUGGUAACGCGAUGGCGUGGCGUGAGGCUCCCGGGAUUGUGCAGCCGAAUGCCAGGUUCACACUAUACGCGCUGGAGCUCACCAACGGGCACUUCCCAGGGCUCAUCCAGAUCGUGAUUCCAAAGCCUCCAUCCGCAGGCAGCAUUACUCCCAGCUCUUCCCACAGCGACAACGCCAAUUCGGAACACCUGCAUCCUUUGCAGUCUACAAAUACGACACACUUGAAGAGAAAACACCCUGGUAAUGAUGCAAAUCUACCUCCGAAAAGGACGAAGGAAGCAGAUACGGCUACCGAAGUACCACGGACUCCUGACCAGACGGUUGAACCGGUUUACAUCGAGCUCGAGAACCCUCCAGCGGACACAUCCGAAUUCCUGAAAUAG
Messenger RNA from Alternaria rosae, 618 nucleotides. RefSeq lists its product as uncharacterized. The transcript has 2 exons. The record is from RefSeq and is a predicted model, not a curated record. The coding region runs from base 1 to 618 and encodes 205 amino acids. NCBI's taxonomy places the organism in Eukaryota, Fungi, Ascomycota, Dothideomycetes, Pleosporales, Pleosporaceae.